GAGGCAGGACUGAGUGCGGGCCACUCACUCCGCGCCCUUGCGCUUGAGCCCACCCUCCAUCCGGCACCGCAGUGGGGGCUGCUCUUGCCGCUCUCCUCCUCCUCCUCCUCCUCCCGCCCCGAGGGCCCCCGAGUGGGGAGGGAGCGGGGGAAGAGGCGGGGGAGACGCCGACACUCGCGGAUGCGGCCAUGGCGGCUCCCCAAAGUUUCCCGGUGCACAGGACGGAGCCCAGCUGAAGGACGGAGGCGCCCCCAAGUCUCCCCUCGCCAAGAAGAUGGAAAAUGUCUCCAGUUCCACAGCGUUCCUGUCCUCCUUAUCUGAAGGAGAAGACCUGAUUUUUGGAAGUCUCUAUAUACUCUUUGGUGUAGUGUCUCUCUUUGGAAACUCUCUCCUCUUGCUGGUAGCAUAUCGGAAGAGAACCAUCUUAAAACCCGCUGAAUUCUUUAUUGUGAAUCUCGCCAUCAGCGAUGUGGGCAUGACUGUGAUCCUCUUUCCACUGGCCACACCAUCCUUCUUUGCACACAGGUGGCUGUUUAGCCAUGCCAUGUGCACCUUUUAUGCCUUCUGCGGAGUUCUCUUUGGCCUGUGCAGUCUCACCAGCCUAACAGCAUUGAGCGCCGUUUGCUGCAUGAAGGUCUGUUAUCCGGCAUAUGGCAAUAAGUUUUCUCCCACGUAUGCCAGUGCACUGCUAGCAUGUGUCUGGGCUUAUGCUCUCAUCUUUGCUGUGGCUCCUCUAGCUGACUGGGGCAGUUAUGGACCAGAACCGUACGGGACAGCCUGCUGCAUCAAGUGGAAAGCAUUGACCAGAGAGGCAAAAUACUACAUCAUGGCCCUCUUUAUCUUCUGCUACAUCAUCCCAUGCCUCCUGAUCCUCAUCUCUUACUCACUCAUCCUUUGGACUGUGAAAGUCUCCAGAAGAGCAGUGAAGCAGCACAUGUCCCCACGGAGUAGAGCCAACAGUGUUCACAGUUUGAUUGUCAAGCUCAGUGUUUCCGUGUGCAUCGGGUUUCUGGCUGCUUGGACCCCCUAUGCCAUUGUUGCCCUGUGGUCAGCUUUUGGUGAUGCCAGCCAGGUGCCCGUCUUGGCUUUUGCCCUCUCAUCUGUAUUUGCCAAGUCCUCAGCAACCUACAACCCUCUGGUUUAUCUGCUCUUCAAACCUAAUUUCCAUAAAUACCUGUCCAAAGAUCUCUCGCUGAUGCAGGCUGUCUGCGCUGUCUUCUGCUGCACUCGGCCCAGGGUCAUUGCCCUCCAGUCCUUCCACACACGAGACGGCAGAGCUUCCAUGAGAUUCUCCAGUGCUUUCACUGACCAUCGUGGAUCUUGCAGGAACUGCGCUGACACUUUUGAAUGUUUCCGUAACUAUCCCCGGUGCUACAGGCUCACCCAGAAACGUGACACAACUUCCAAGAGCAAUCCCCUGGCAGUCCUGGCAGAUGGAGCUACUUGCCGGCCAAGUCUGAAGAGAACUGUGCAGGUCAUGGUACUCGUUACGAGGAAGAAGACUGGAAUGGGGACUAUGAAUGUGACAGGGGAUGUUCUGCCCUCAAACAUUGUAAGGGAUCUAAUGUAAGCAUGGCAAGAGGAAAGCGAGCAAGGGGUUAGCCCCUUUCUUUCUAGGCCAGGCAAGAACAUUUGAUAGCAAUCUGAAGCAGAGCAUAGGCAAGUUACUUGGGGGGACUACAACUACCAGAAUAUCCAUGCUAGGUGUGAUGACUGGAUAUUCUGGAAGUUGUAGUCUAAACUGUCCUAAGUUCUGACAUCUACAAAUCCAUAUUUUGUCCAUAUGUACUGUGGUUCCCAAAGUGUGCUUUGCGGGUCAGAGGAUACUGCAAAUCUUACACCAGCAUAUAUUUUUUUCAUCAUGAACUUUUUCACAACUUAUGUAUUUUUACAGUUGCAAUUUUGUGCCAACAAUUUUGCACCUGGAAGAAAAAAGAAAAGCAAAUUGAUAAUGUCCAAUUCCUUCCUACCCACCUAUCCCCAUCACAAAUCUCUCUAAUCACCCCUUUUUGGUCAUUUAUAACGUUGCAUGGCACAAAUGUGAGAAUUGGUUUCUACCUCUGCAACCUGCAUAGUGCUGUGGUUAGGUUACCAAACUCAUGUUCAAGCAAUCCAUGCAGUUGACAUCAGAGGCAGGUACAAAUUAAUUCCUUGCAUAAUUGGAAGCUAAUAUUUUAAUCCAAUCAAGCUGUGUUGGCAACCACUCAGAUGUACCAUAAUACAGAUUAGGUGCAUGUCCAGUAUGCAGCCAAACCAGCAGGCUGGUACAAAGACCGCUGCAGUCACAAUGUCAGCACCUUGGUUCUGUAAGUUUGCUUUUAAAGUCUGUCUUUAAAAGUUCUAUCUUUAAAAGCCUAAGUGCUGAGUCAAUCCAAACCAAAAGUUGGAAACAUUCCUUUUUUUUGAAUGUCAGCUUCCAGAAUCACUCAUCCAUUAUGGUCAGUAGGGCCAUGAUAGCUAUGGGAUCCUGGGAUUUGUCGUUCAAAAGGUGACAUUUCCAAACUUGUAUUUAUUUGAUUUCUAAUGUUUAUUUUACAUACACACAUGUGUCUUCAUUCAUUUUUAUUUUGUUCAAUGUUGGAAGAACACAUUUCUUCCGAAAAGCUUCCAUAGUGGAAAGCUAAGCAAUUUAAGGUGCUACUCCAACCAGUUUCCUACCUUGACUUCGACAGCCUCGAGACAACUAUGGGACCAUCUGGUGAAAGUGUAUUAUUUCCUUGUGAGAGGUAAUGACACACCAAUCUACCUCACAAGAGAGGCUUAUGUAGAUGGAACAUCCUAAUAUCUAUAGGUGCUUUGAAUAUGACCACAUUCAGUAUUACUGCAUCUGAAUGUAUGCCUAUUCUGAUCUGAGAAACCAACAACUAUUCAGGCCAAAAAAUAAAGGCCUAUUCUAUAGGGAAGAGUUUCCUGAUAAACAGUCGCUCAAUGCAUAGAAGAUACUGGACUCCAAGGACACAGCAUCCAUUCUGGUUGGACUAGAGUCACAAAGUCUGGGUUUGACAAUGAGAAUUCUGUCAUCUUUUUAACACUAAGAAGACAAGACAUUCCCUAGAAUGGCAGGGCUACAGCCAAAGAAAUCGGUGCUGAAGAUUUAAAUGACAAGUCCUCUGAUGUCAAUGAAAAUAAUCCUAUCACUGUUAGUCUGUGACAAAUAAGCAUACCUAAUUUCAACAACAACAGAACCAUGAUGACUACAUGAUAUGGCAACGUGGCCAUUCCAUUUUUUAGACAGCAACAUGUUGUCUUUGUCUCCUUUUUAGCAAUGUUGCAAGAACAGCUAUUAAUCUUCCUGGUUAUCCCUCUGCAAUAUCCUGUUUGGCAAAGUCUGCCAACAAAAUUUAGUUCUUUGGACUACAACUCUCAGAAUCCCCCAGACAUUGUCCUUACCUUAGUGUCUGGAAAAGGAGACUACCUCUUUUUUUUCCAAAACUAAACCUCAGACAAUUUUCAAUUUUGGAAAAUUUACACUUGCAAUGGAAGUGUUGCACCUAGUGGCUGCCAGUUCAAAACUGGCUCUAGGGCCCAUCUAAAUUGCCCAUUCCUCCUAGCAAAGAUAGAAGCAAACCAGGCCAAUUCGUUGUUCUGUUUUUUUAAAAAGUAUGUUUGAAAUGGAGAGUUGUUGUUAAUAUCUUACAAAAACCUUAUAGAUCAGGUACCCUCCAGCUGUUUGGGCCUCCACCUUCCAAAAGUCCUAGCCAGCUUGUUCAAUGGUCAGGAAUUCUGGGAGUUGGAGGCCCAAACAACUGGAGGGCUGCAGUUUCAUGCUCAGAUCUUUAGGAUUCAAUAAGAUGAGAACAGAUCUAAGGAUUCUAUAAGAUGGAGAACAGACAUUUUGAGAAUUAGAGGAAGAACAUGCCCCCCCCCCCACCACCAAUUGCUUUAUUUUUAACAACAAAUCAAAGUUAAAUAUGGAAGUGAAAUAUAUUUAACCAUUCACCCAAAGACUGUAAUUGUCUUUGGCUGAAUCAAAGCAAAGGAUAACAUUGUAUUGCAAUUCUCACCAUCCCCGGGCAGUAUGGAUAUGACUGAAGGCUGAGGUCCAACUCUGGAAGAGCCUGAAGGCGCUAUUUGCUUGACUAACAGUGGCUCGUGUCCAGCAAAGGUAGUAUACCUCAUUCCAACCAUCUACCCAGUCAUCCUAAACAUAGAUACCAGGGCUUGAUUCUAUAAACCAUCUAAUCUCCAUCUGGUCCCCCUCCUCAUACAAUAACAACAUGCUGUUGGAACACAAGUGGGCAAGACAAACGCCACCUCUAGAGACCACUAUGAUACAAGUAGACUCUUGAGGCCAGUUCAUACAACCAUGUUAACUGAAAAUUCCAACCCACAAUGUUUUUUGUUAUCUGUUAUUUCUGUUUUCUCCAACUUUAGUCUCAGUAAUCGUGGUCCUAGCAAUCUCCCUCUGCAGCUUUGCACAUCUCACUUCAUCUGCAAAACCAUCUCAGGAUGGCUUUGCAGUCAGCAAUCCAUCACAUGCACUGACAUAUUUGCUGCAAGGUGUGCGGGCUUAUUAUCCUGCCUGUUUCGGCAAAGCAGGGAGACCUGACUUAGGAGAACAUUUAGUAGUUCCCUGCAAAGGAGCCUAAGAAAGAUAUGGGGAGACCAAGCUAUAACUUUCCAGUCGCCCUCAGCCUACGAUUGCUCCCUGCCCCUCACCUCAUAAUGGUGAAUUAGAUAUUCAUGAUAGAGGUUAGAAAAAUGUCUUUGAUUAUGACAUGUCUCAGAAUUUCCCACUGGAAUUUUGGGAUUUAUAACCAAAAACAUAAUGCUUCUAAACUCUUACCAACAGCUAUAACAUUUUUUUUCAAUUGGCCAGUAUCAUUCGAAGUAGUGCUGUUCCAUCUCUGCAGGUCAUCCAAAAUCCUGUGAAAAGGAAUGUGGAGGUGGCCAGAAACUAUCUUCAAAUUUUUAAGUAAUGGUAAAAUAGUUUUUUAUGCAUCAAUCCAGAAGGAGGAGGGUGCUGCUAGAUCACUUUGCUCUAUAUUCUCUCCACGGCAUAGGAUAAAUUACUUGUCUUCCUGAAUUCUCUAAUCUGAUUCUCACCUCCUUCUCAUGGAUUCCUUCUCUCCAGAUACAGACAUUGCUAUUCUCAGUGUGAAUUUCUGCAGAAGCAAAAUGCCAGCACUGUACCUUUUUUUGUAGACUCCUCAAAUAAAAUUUGCAGGGAUAGCAAGGGAAACCUAAGCUGGGAUCCCACUGCUUUGCCCUCCAAAAGUGCCCUCUGUUAAGACACUCUGGAAGAGGAAUGCUAUUUGAAAGUUUGGAAAUGUUACCAUUUCAGAUAGCAACAUCCAGAGAAUUGUCAUCUUUUAAAAAGUUGUAGCCCACAAAAGUUUAUUUCCCAAGUGUGGCCUUCUACAUGGCUUUUUCAUCUCUGGGAAAGAAAAUGGGACAUCAGAGUUGCAACUUGAACAAAGCUCUUGUAUCGAGAAGGAUGACAAAGCCAAGAAGAGAAGCCAAAUGGCCUGUUGACUUGAGAUGCCACAGGGAAUGUACACAUCAGUUUCUUCAGACCAUUGUUCUGUCAAACCCAAGACUGUUGGACUAUCAGUGACUCUCUGAGAUCUCGGGGAGAGAUCUUUUCCAGCCCUGCUACCUAAGGACCUUUUUAUAACCAGAAACACCAGGGACUGGACCUGGGACUUUCUGCAUGCAAAGCAUGUGCUGAUCUCCCACAAGCAACAGCCAUUGAAAACAAGCUGCCUUUGCUUCCACUCGAUUACAUUUAUCGGGUUGAUAAAGUGAUGAUUAAGGCUAAGAAGAGGAAACAGCUUUAAAGAAAACAUACAAAGCUAUUUUUCUCAGUGGGAGUCAGUCCAGGGGGGCAAAAAGAAACCAAAACCCAGACAAUAUCUGAAGUGCUCACCUCUUGUUUAACUGGGGCAGAGAACAAGAAAUCUGCAAGCACGUCACUGUUGGCAAGCAAUUGCCCUCUGCUUUACUGAAACAACUCUCUAUGCAGGGAGAUAAUGUCAGUGGAACAGCGACAUCCAAGAAAGAUAAGAUGAAGGGAUACAUAAGGAAAAAACAUACACAAAAACACACCACGCACACACAGAAAACAACAUGAUGGCUUUUUUGACUGGAUGACAUGUCAACCAGGCAAAGCAAGAUGUGACAACCUAAGGGGAUGAGGUGUAAUGGCCUCAUCCUGUGCCCUUUAAAGGAAAGAGACAAAGCUUAAACCAACAACGCACCUGUGGUUCUUUCAGCCUCAGCAGCAGCUGUGCUUCAAAGCCAGACUGACUGAGUGGCAGCCACUAGUGCACUAUAUUAUUGGGCAACUGCUAGCCAUUUCUGUUCUUAGCUAGGUGAAUGUGCUCCUGCGCUCCCUUUGCAAAAAGUAGUAUUUAUGCAAGCGCACAAUAGAGAGACAAAUGUAGGAAAACAUGGGUGAGACCUCAGCCAAGAUGGGCAUGAUGAGCCAAGGUAAAAAACCAGAAUUGAAGUCUCCACAAAUACCAUUAUAGCAGCGUGAUGCCACUUUAACUACCCUAGCUCAAUCCUAGGAAAUCCCAGGUUUUGUAGUUUCGGGAGAUAAUUUUCCUAGUGUCCUCUCUUAACUACAGUACUAGAGCUAUCUGACAGAAAAUCUCAUGAAACUACAAAUUCCAGGAUUUCAUAGGAUCAAAGUGCUAUAUUUCUGUAAGGUGGAUACACCUUGAUCUCCCUAAAAGAGCAAAUGAUAUUGAUAUCAGCAGUAGGGAAGUGAUCCAUCUCUACUGAUAGAAUACCAUACUGACAGUAGAAAUGGCAGUCCCUCUCUUUGUUGCCUGCCAGUUUAAACUACACCUCUCAGUAAUGUGUGAAAUACUCUUUUUCCAGCAACUGGCAUGCUUGUAUCAUUGCACUGUCUCCUUGUGAUCCAAGAUUUUUGGGAGCAGUUACAGUUUUACCAUUAGGGCUGCACUGUUAAUAUUAACCACUAUUUGCAAGUAUAGUUACAAUAUCAGGGUCAACUGGAAUCCAUUGGGGUUGUCAGCUUAUUUUCAAAUAGCCACCAAAUGAUCUUAAUGCCUUUAAUUGCAACUUGAACCAUCAACAGAUUGGCAAUUACUUCCAUGCUUCUCUCCCAUGCUUUGAGGAGCUUUGUCUAUUGAUCCCAACAGAAUUGAGCCAAGAUCUAAUGGUACCAUUGGCUGAUCAUAAAAUUUCCACCAGCAUAUUUCUGCUGUCAUCCUCUGUGCAGCACAGUUCAAUGGUGACAAAACAUACACGCUAUGGGCAAAGUUUGGGGGGCCCUAGGUGCUAUUCAUUUGCAUUUGUGCAGCUGAGUAAAAGGAACCACUACAAUGUGGUCAUAUCUCCAGAGUACUUGCUAGAUGUCCAAGAGAAUUAUGGCAGUUCCUUCUUCUUGACUGUGCAACUACAACUAUAUGAUGUCUAGGAGCAUUCCUCAUGAUAUCAACCUGAGGUUACAUGUUGGAGGCUCAUUUCACAAUUGGACACCUCCUUGCAAAACAUCCAAACAAAUACCUAUACUGUGAUGAUGGGAGGAUAUGCCAAGAUAUGUCAUGAACAGGAUCCCCACCUAAAUUUGCUAUUAGGAAGAAGCAUGGAAGUAGGCUUUUUUUUCCUAAGAAUUGACAACACUAUUGGUAAUCUUAAUCAAAUUAAGACCUGGCAGUAGUCGACUUAGAUGACUCAUCAAACCCAUCAAACCCAUCAUGGCUGACCCACCCAUGAAGGUGGUGGAUCUAAGAGCAAAGUUUUUACCUAGCUAUGGUUGCUUAAUCUCUCCCCUUUCUGAGCUGUUCUUCACAUGGUAUUUCUCACGUGCUUUAGUCUCAUUUAGGCUGAAAGAGGAAGACCAAUAACACAGACACUUCAUGUACUUGUGCUGGCGUCUUCAUCAACUCCCAAGCUGCCAUUUAGAUGCUUUGUAACCUGAAAUUCCCUUGUGCAGUUUCCAUUGGGUAAUGUUCCUCCUCGCUUGCUGUCCUUAAAACUAGCAUGUAGCAUUGUUCUGAGUCGUUGGGCAUUUGCUGCACUUUUCUCCAGAAGUGGUCACACUUCGGCAGUGUUUGCAGAGCGACUGAUGCCUUCCUCUUGUUUUUAACAGCCAGUCGCUCAGAGACUUGUAAAGCACUUUGGGAUCCAUCCAGAUCGAAGGAGCUUUCUUAGAUGUAUAAGUAUUAUCCUUAAACUAAGAAAAUACUGGUCGUAGUUCUAGCUUACAUGGCAAAGCAUGCGCCAUGCAAAAUGUGGCAGAUGUGUUGGUCCACUGGUGGUCUCAGCUAAACUGCUAUUGCAAAUAGCAGCCUCUCUAUGACACGAGUGGGUCAAUGAACAAGAAUGGGAUGGGACUUCUGACUUGUCCACAAUUUCCAGAAUUACAUGCAAAUGGGUGCACUCAGAUUCUGAAACAUCAUGCGCAUAGCACGCAUGAGCAUAUGCAAAUAACCAAACAAGCCCAGAUUCUGCAAAGUUGCAUGCACGUUGCCAACUUUACUACCAUAAUGUGUCUUACUGGGGUCCGUAGAAUUAGCAACACUCUAUAAAGUUAGACUAAGAAUGCUAAAGAACAAAGCCAGGGCUCCUGACAUGAAUGAAUCUAAUCCAAUGAUUUUGUGCUUCACUAUCAGAGCUUCCACCUGGAAUUAAGAGAAAGGAACAGCCUUGAGUGCUAAGUAUCCAUACAUCCGGCUGGAGCAUGGUCAGUAAAGAAGGUGGCAGUUCUAUAUAGUACGGCUAACAUUGGUCAGUUUAAAGCCAGAGAUUUUCCACAUGGCUGUACAUCCACUGCUGAAUCAAGAAACUACAAAGGCAGGCACUUCCCACCAGAUUAUACUUCUCACAGUGGUCACAAGCUGACUGGGGAGCUUUGAAAGUUGCUGUUGCAGCCGUUUUCCUCCCCAUUUCUCUGUCUCUUGCCUACAUGUUGGACACUAGAUAUGGAGCACUGCAAGUAGAGUAGAAUAGUAGGGAGAAAGGGGAGAAUUGAGUGGAUAAGAGACAGGACAUAAAAUGCAGUCAUAGUGGGAUGUUCUGAAUCAGUGGUGUCUAAAUAUAACAAAAGGAUCAAUUAUCUAAACUUUCCUGUCAUCUAAGUGGAAGGAAAAGCACUGCUUGUUUUUGGGAGGGUGGCACUGUGAACAAGACUCUCCAGAUCAUCAGUAGUUGGUAGAGAUACUCUUGUAUUGUGGAAGCAGGAAUUAUCUGCCAUUCUUGUAGCCUCCCAUCCUAGGGGCACCUCACUCUACCUAAUGGGGUGGGAUGCAUUGCCAGAGGCCUUAUCACAUUAGAGCUUAAAGAACAGGCAAAGAAUUUGCAUCCCAUCUGAAAUCCCGUGGAUGCUUCCUGCAAAAUUCUGGGGCUUGUAGUUUAGGGGAGCGGUCUUUAAAAUGCUCAGCCAGAGAGGUCCUGGGUCUCACUAAACAAACAUAUCGGCAUCAUCUGUAUUGUUUGUCUCAGGAGCAGAAUUACUUUUUGGAACCACAGCUCCCAAUUUUUUUCGAACAGCGUGGUCACUAAGGGAUUCUGGGUGCUGUGGUCUCCAAAAGUAACAUUACCAAGCCCUGUGCAUCUAACAUAUCCACACAUUGCUCCCAGUAGUUCUUGAAAUUUAGAAAGAAUUCAGUCAGGAUGGGCUGUUUCCUAAUAUCAUGUCAGGAGAAGGAAGGAAUCGGACCCCAGAUUAUGGUUUAGCUCAGGACCCCUUUCUUCCUUAACCCAAUGCUGGGUCCAUGUGAACAACUAUAAACGCACACGCAAAUCUUUGCACAACUGGAACCUUGGACGUCUAACCAGCCAGCCUAAGUUCCACAAAGCGGCAGCUGAGUUAGAUGAAAAGUUCUGGGCUUCAUAUCUUAUUGGUGCUAUGCAAAGAUAAAACUCUGAUAUCUAGGUAGCUAGCAAACAAACAAGAGCAAGUUCCAACUGUUUGCAGAUGUAUUUUUUACACCCUUCAAAAACUGGAAAUCCUAACCCAAAAUCUGAAUACCUCACUCCAGACUACCCAGUGGCCACCUUUGAAAUACCAAGGGCUACUACAGCUGUGAAUUCCAUGGUAACACCCACCUGUGCCACAUGAAAAAAGAAACAUCCAGCCCAAGCCCUCUGUUCCUUUGCUUAAGAACUCAAUUGUUGUGCAGAAAUGGUACAUUUUUUCCAAAUAAAUUUGCUCGUUCGAAACUCCUA
Anolis carolinensis (green anole) is the source of this 10143-nucleotide messenger RNA. Its product is annotated as opsin-5. NCBI's taxonomy places the organism in Eukaryota, Metazoa, Chordata, Lepidosauria, Squamata, Anolidae. The transcript is spliced from 6 exons. Gene Ontology annotation, biological process: G protein-coupled receptor signaling pathway; cellular response to light stimulus; visual perception. Gene Ontology annotation, cellular component: plasma membrane. The coding region runs from base 275 to 1570 and encodes 431 amino acids. The record is from RefSeq and is a predicted model, not a curated record. Gene Ontology annotation, molecular function: G protein-coupled photoreceptor activity.